AUGGAGGCAUACAAGGAACUUGAGAGGGUCUUUACAAAACUCUAUCGCUAUGGGCAUUUGUUGCUUUUGGCGGAUUGGGAUUCGCAGACGAUGAUGCCUCCGAAGGGGGCUGAGGCACGUGGCGCUGCGAUGGCGGAGCUUCAGGUGCAUGUGCAUGGGAUUAUCACCGAUGCAAAGGUGCGAGCACUGCUCGAAGAAGCUGAAAGGUCAGCGGGAGCUUUUGGGGAGCUACAGCGUGCCAAUCUUCGUGAGAUGCGUCGGGCCUGGCAGUUGGAAAACAUGCUUCCCGGAGACUUCGUCGAGCGCAAAACAGUUCUUACAACAAAGGCUCAACAAGUGUGGAAGAAGUGCCGUGCGGAGAAUAACUUUGAGGGAUUUCUCCCGACAAUGAAGCAGCUGGUUGAGCUGUACCGUGAGGAGGGGAAAUUGCGUGCAGGAAACUCCGGCAAGCACCCGUACGAGGCCCUGGUGGAUCUCUAUGAGCCCGGCAUGACGCUGCAGCGCCUGGACGAGGUCUUCAGUUACGUCAAGUCGUGGCUGCCUGGACUUCUGAAGGAGGUGCAGGCGAAGCAAAAGGCGCUCAACGAGAACAUUGUGUAUCCCAAGGGCCCGUUCCCUGUGGCAACACAGGAGGCGCUGGGUCGAUUCUUUAUGGGCGUGUGGAAGUUUGACUUCGAUGCUGGUCGGCUGGACGUCAGUGCACACCCGUUUACUGGGAACUCAAAGGAGGACGUGCGCAUCACUACAAACUACCGUGAGCACGAAUUUGUGACGAGCCUGAUGGGUGUCAUUCAUGAAACAGGGCACGCCAAGUAUGAGCAGAAUUGUGGCCCCGCGGGAUUUGAGACCCAGCCCGUUUGCGUGGCACGUUCACUUGGCAUUCAUGAGAGCCAGUCGCUGUUUGCAGAAAUGCAGAUUGGUCUCUCAGGUGCCUUCACGGAGUUGCUUGUCCCCAAGCUUGUGGAGUACUUUGGUGACCAGCCGGCCUUUACCCCUGCCAAUAUGAAGAGGGUGACACAGCGCGUGUCCCCUGGCCUCAUCCGAAUCGAUGCUGACGAGCUCUGCUAUCCGCUGCAUGUCAUCCUGCGCUACGAGAUUGAGCGCGAUCUGAUGGAAGGAAAGAUGGAGGCGGAGGACCUGCCGAGAGUGUGGAAUGAGAAGAUGAAGAGCUACCUUGGCCUGGAAACCCUUGGCAACGACAAGGAGGGGUGCCUGCAGGAUAUUCAUUGGGCAGGAGGCAUGCUUGGGUACUUCCCGACGUACUCGCUGGGGGCAAUGGUGGCGGCGCAGCUGAUGAGCUCGAUCCGGAAGGAGCUUGGCGAGGAGGUUGUGGAUGAUUGCAUCCGCAAGGGUGAGCUUGACAAGCUUCUUGCGAAGCAGAACGAGAAGAUUUGGCGGCACGGCUCGUCGCUGACGACGGAAGAGCUGCUCAAGCAGGCCACCGGGGAGGCCCUGAACCCCGAACACUACCGCAAGCACCUGGAGCGCCGCUACCGUGACGAUGCCAAUUAG
Trypanosoma conorhini is the source of this 1512-nucleotide messenger RNA. Its product is annotated as carboxypeptidase. NCBI's taxonomy places the organism in Eukaryota, Euglenozoa, Kinetoplastea, Trypanosomatida, Trypanosomatidae. The transcript has a single exon. Gene Ontology annotation, biological process: proteolysis. The coding region runs from base 1 to 1512 and encodes 503 amino acids. The record is from RefSeq and is a predicted model, not a curated record. Gene Ontology annotation, molecular function: metallocarboxypeptidase activity.